Messenger RNA from Thamnophis elegans (Western terrestrial garter snake), 6320 nucleotides. RefSeq names its product monoglyceride lipase (gene MGLL). The transcript has 9 exons. The record is from RefSeq and is a predicted model, not a curated record. NCBI's taxonomy places the organism in Eukaryota, Metazoa, Chordata, Lepidosauria, Squamata, Natricidae. Gene Ontology annotation, cellular component: membrane. Gene Ontology annotation, molecular function: lipase activity. The coding region runs from base 423 to 1334 and encodes 303 amino acids.
UGUAUGUUCAUGCUAAUAUUGUGGUCCUCAGACUCAUCCAGCACUAAUUCAGAUACUAGUCAAUUUAUUACUGCACUGCGUACAUUAAGCAGCAACAUAUUGCAAUACUUUAUGUUGGUGUCACAGAUUUAAAUAAAAUCAAAUACUGAUGGAGAAAACAAGAAAGGAAAGAGUCAAUAUGUUUCGGCUGACUAACCUUUGGGAAUGUGCAGCAUAUAAACGAAGUAUUCUGGCCUGAAGAAGUCAGCAUGGUGUAUUGGUUUAGAUGCUGAACUAAGAGCAGGAAAACCUGAGUUCUAUUCCUCCCUUCGACAUGGAAGCUCAUUGUGCACUCCAUCUGCAACAAGCCAGCUGGAAAACAAAAACCCUCAUUGCAUCAUGCAUUGAUAGCUUUGCUGUGAGAACGAGGUCACUCUGCCAGAAUGCCAGAAGAAAAUUCCCCAAGGUCCUCUCCUCAGAAAAUCCCAUAUCAGGAGCUUCCUCACUUGGUCAAUGCUGAUGGGCAAUAUCUUUUCUGCAGGUACUGGAAGCCAGCUGCUGCUCCAAGAGGCCUGGUGUUCGUUGUUCAUGGUGCUGGAGAACACUGCUGUCGCUAUGAUGACUUGGCCAAGAUGCUGACAGGAAUCAACUUUUUUGUGUUUGCCCAUGACCAUGUUGGCCAUGGGCAAAGUGAAGGAGACCGUAUGGUUGUGUCAGACUUUCACGUGUUUGUCAGAGACAGCUUGCAGCACAUAGAUCUCAUGAAGAAGGAUCAUCCUGGCAUUCCUGUGUUUCUUCUGGGGCACUCCAUGGGAGGAGCCAUUGCCAUCCUCACCGCGUGCGAAAGACCAAAUGACUUUUCAGGCAUGGUAUUAAUUUCUCCUUUAGUAGUUGCAAGUCCUGAUGUAGCAACACCGAUCAAGGUAUUUGCAGCUAAAAUACUUAACCUUGUUCUGCCAAACUUGUCUCUGGGAUCUAUUGAUCCAAAUGUCAUUUCCCGGAAUAAGAAAGAGGUUGAAAUUUACCGUUCAGACCCCCUGGUUUAUCAUGGUGGCAUGAAAGUCUCCUUUGUCAUUCAGCUACUGAAUGCUAUUGCCAAAAUUGAACGCUCUCUCCCUAAACUGUUUCUCCCCGUCUUGGUGCUCCAUGGUUCACCGGACAAACUCUGCGACAUCAGAGGGUCUUAUUUGUUGAUGGAUACGGCCCCAAGUCAGGAUAAAACAUUCAAGGUAUAUGACGAAGCCUUCCAUGCUCUCCACAAAGAGCUUCCUGAUGUGACUACUUCUGUUUUUAAAGAAAUAGAAACAUGGAUUGGCCAGAGAGCAGCUGAGCAAUCUAAGCAAAAGCCACUCUGAAACCCUGUGUCUGGUGUUUGGAGUAUACUGGGAAGGGAAGUUCUUUUUCUUUUAACAGCCCCUCUUUGAGGGGAAAGGUCUUAUAGGGGCUCCUGAAUUAACUUAUUUUUUUACAAGAAAUUGCUGUGUAUCCCGGCGUGGGAUGGGAGGAGAAUCAUGCUCCUUUUAAAGCCCUUACUCUACAGAAGAAAGAGCUAGCAAAGACGUUAGUGUGGACUUCCCAGCUGGGAGUGCCAUUGUAUUAAAGGACUUUGUCCAGUCUUUUACCAAAUCUAGUUUUUGGUUUUCCCAAGGAGUUCCUGAGGUGCUGAGGUGAUUUUUUAUAUUGCAAUAAUUUUUGGAAUGUUUCAAAGUUUGGCAUCUUCCACAGCAUUCUAUUUUUACUCUUGCCAGAUUUUAAUUCUUCCCUCCUGUUCUUUGAAAUUUUUCAAGCCUUCUAAUGGGACCAAGUAUAUGACAGAGAGAAAUAGGAUUAGGAGGCUGAGGAAUUCAGAACAUGUCACAACGUUGUAAUAUGUAUUCCAGUUAAUCUGGCCAAAGGAUUUAUCCUCAUACAAACCCCAAAAGGCCUUGAAAGAAGAGUGAUAAUAGAAACAGCACAGUUUUGCACUUUGAAAGGAUGUGGUUUGUACUCAGACCAUUAACAUUUAGCCCCAGAGUUGAUACCAUGGAGAAAUGAGAGUAUGUAAAAUAAUGUAUGUAGAAGACUUAAAAGCAUUGAAGAUAUGCUGCUGCUUCCAGAAGCCAAAUCAUUGUUCAGUGCAAGAAAUGUAAAUACUCGGGCUGUUUUUUUGUUACCUGUGCUACAGAUAACUUAAAGUAUAAAACUGAAAGUUAUAUUUAAGAGAGAAAUAAUUAAAAAAAUAAUAUAUAAAGUUUCUGUAGGUUGCUCAAAGAUCUCUUAAGGAGGAAUGAAGGCGUACAAUAGGGAAUAUAUGCCAAGGCUGCCAUUCCUUUGCCUAAUAGCUUUUAUGCCCGAGAACUGCCUUGUUAUAUACAGAAGAUCAUUGCCACUUGAAGGCUGGGAAAUAAUUCCAUUGUUCUCAAAUUCCUGCUCCCACUCUGACUUAAAAGUUGGCCAGCCAUUAGUGACUCUUGGAAGGCAAGGAAACCAAAGAGAAGGAAGAAAGAGUGGGCCUAACAAAACUCUGCUGCAAGAAUCCAAAUAGAUACAGAUAAUUCUAACUCUACUGCCAUCUAGAGGCUAUUUGAACUUUUGCAGCAAGUUAGGUAGGUAGGCAGGCAGGUAGGCUGAAAAAAGGGCUAUUUCAGCAGCCACAGGCAAAAUUCCAAAUAGCACUUAAUCAGCAGAAAAGGUUACUGCUGAAAAUUGUUGUGGAAAGCCAAUUAUUAUAUAGGAUAUACAGUGAAAGAGUAAGAUAUGCAUGAAGGAAUUUAAUUAGGGCUUCUAGAUCUUGGCAACUUUUAAAAGGCUGCACAGAGAGAGAGAGUUUUCUGAAUCUCUUUGCUUCCAACUUUAGAGUUUGUAGCCUCAACAUAAAGGUUCGGUAUGCUUAUGAAUGGGAAAAAGCAGCUGUGUGCAAUCUCAAUUUCAUCUGGUGUUGAGGUUUCAGCCUUAAAUGUGACUAACUACUUAAUUAAUGAAGAACAACACUAGAAAAACAUGAGGGAUCUGCCCAUUGUAAUCAAAUAUUUGCUAUGCAGCAAGUAGCAUUUUAAUGAGUUCUUCUGAUGGAAGAAAUUCUAUAUUAUCUCUUGUAAAAUAAUCUUUUCUUAUAAUCCAUUUUUUUAAAAUUGUAAUUCCCUACACAUUUAUUGCAUGAGAGGAUUCAGUACAAUUUACAGGCUAUUUCUAAAUCUGAAUUUCCUGUGUGGAAAGCCUAAUGCUCUACAGAACUAGGCAGCUAUUUUUCCCCAAGAAGCAGUAAUCCUAUUUGUAACCAUCAAGCGUAUUCUCAUGAUUUUGUUGCCUGCAUGUGCUUUUUGUGUAGGAAAGAUGUAAUAUUUGAUCCUUCAAAUAUUCCAAUUGAUGUGGCCAGUGUGAAUUGGAAAGGAAAAUAUGGCCUAAUGGAUGCUAGGAUACAAAAAACAUGAGAUUUCCAUAGUUCUUAAUUACCAAAAUUAAGAUGGAUGGGAUGAAAAAUUGAAGGAGAGAGAAUAGUUUACUUUCCAAUAUAACAAAGCUUUAAUACCUAGUUAUUUGGAUGUGAUUGUUACUCAUCCUAAAAAUCAAGUAAGUGGCUGAUUCAUAAGUGCAGAUUCAUUCAUUAAUUUGAACAUCAGAGCUUGGCAGGUAGUAGAGAUGCUAAUAUCAAUAGUAAGUAACCCAAAGUCAGUGGGGGGAGGGAUCUGCUUUCUAACCGGUGCUUCAAUUUUUAAUAAGAUCUUUCUGAAGGAUUGCAAAAAAAUACUACACACAGUCCUGAAAAUAAGGUGUUUUUCUGGAACCAGCCCUCAUGCUAAAGACUAUACCACCAAUGGUGCAGUUUUGCAAUUCUUAGAAUGUUCUCUCUGGUUAAUCUAUCAAUUUGGAAGUGGGAGAAUCCCACAGUACCAUUAUUAGAGAUUUUUUUAACUGAGCCCAUGUAAAACAGAGUUGCACAGAUUAAAACAGUUUGACAUUCCAACUUGAAAAAUAAUUUUGUAUUUUCAUGGGCAACUCCAAAUCUAUUUUUAAGGAUAGUAGUUGGGAUGCAAAAAUGCAAAUGAAUAUUAGAUGGCAGCAAAAUAACAACAGUUAUUUGCUGUUGUGUAGCGAUCAUUCUGCAUUUCUGCAAUCCAGAUAUAUUUUUAAUAGGUUCCACUCCUUUCUCUAGUAAAAAUGCAAGUAUUAGAUGCUUAAUAGGCCUUGCAGCGAUUUGGAGUUGAUGGGUAAAAUUUGGAGCAUGUGAUGGUGUCAUGCGCUGAAUCACAUUUUGCCUUUCACAUAUGGAUCUCUACACAGCUGUAACUCCAAAUAUAUUAUAAGAAUCUGCAAGAGAAUCUCAGUAGGAAUAACAGUUGCCUGCUUUGUGCCUCUGUGUGCAAAUCAUUAAGGUGCCUAAAGUGACAAGCCUAAAUUAAUUCUUGGUAGUAUGGAUUUUAUGGAUCAUUCCAUAGCACAAAAGAAAGAUCCUGCCCACCAAAUAUGGGAAGCUACUGCAACUUGAGAGGAAGGUUCUUUUCCCAUUCCGUGAGCAGGACUGAGGAUGACCAAAAGUGUCUCUUCAGAGUGGGGGAGAGGAAGGGGAAGAUAGGCCUUAAAAAAGGGGGAGACUAGGUAUACUAUGGAUGUAACAAGAGUUGUAAAGAAAUGGAAGCAAGGAUUCAAGGCAAUCAUGAUAGAUAUUAUUCCAAAGAUGUACAAUGUAGUUUAAUUCUUAACCUGUUCAAGUGUAUUGGAUGUCAGCUAUAGUGAAAUACAUCUAGACCAGGACUAUAUGUUUGGGACAGCAAACAUUUAAAAACGGCAAACACACACACACACACACACAUAUAUAUACACAUAUGGCAAAAUACAACUUUACUGGUUCCUUCUUACAGUCAGAAGUUUGAAGAUCAGUGCCUUUGAAUAACUUUGUUGAGGGAGUAUCUGCUGCAACUCCUGAGUUCUGAAGCAAUAUACUAUAGAAAGAAGUAUUAGAAAUUAUAUUCAGCUUUCAGCAGAGUUGUGGAAACUACAGGGAUAGAUCUGGAAUAAGAGGCUGAAUCAUAAGGAAAGUGGGAGUUACCUUUCAGUUAAUUUAGAAGAGACAUAUUUGUUGGGGCAGUCAGAAUACUGUCCAUUGUCCCAGAGUCCCUAAUCCAAUAGGCUUCUUCAGCUUUUAUCUUCCAAGAAGCUUGGGAGAGAGCAAUUGAUUUUUGCCAAGCAAGAUCCAACCCCUGCUGUAUGUAAAAUCUUACAGUUUUCCUUUUUGUAAAAAACAAAACAAAAACCCUAAAUAAUUACAAUUCCUUAAUGUUUAAUAUAAAAGUGGCAUUUGUUUGAAAAUUAAGUUGAGAUUCUUAUGUAAAAUUGCAGCUUUUUCAGCUGAAGUUAAACUUACCAAGUAUAAGCUAGUUUAAAUAAGGAAUUGGAGAGUUUGCUAUGGAAAGGGGAUAAUAGACUUGUAACUUGGAAAGUGGCUGGCAGGGUGCCUCCCUAAAUGUUCUUUGCCAUCCUUCUUGGCAUAUAUUCAAGAGUAUCUCUCUCUCCUCCCCCCCUUCCUAUCCUUUCAAGGCAGUUCUGAACAGAACCAAUGUGGCUAUGUUAAAACUUACACGGGCAAAAAGAAAAAUAUACUUUAAAUCUGCUUUAAAGCAGCUGAAGUAAUCUGGUACUGUUCUGAUUUAGAGCUGCACAGUUUCUGUUCUACCAAAUGGUAAUAUUGCCCAUAAAAGUGCUUGAGAUAUUUUAUAUUUCUACAGUCCUGUAAAUCUACAGUCUAAAUGGACCUUCAUAAAUAGAGAGAUGAAUUGAAUUGAAUUGAAUUUGGAUAGGUAGGGUAUAAAUUCUAUAGGCUGAAUCUACUGUAAAAUCUACUUGCACUGUAAGCAAAAGAGUUCCUUAACAGAAGCAGCUAGAGAUCUGCAUGUUUGAAUGCAGAUAGAUUCUGACGACAGGGUUAGAACUGUAUCAGCUCCAAGUCAUGGCUGAUACACGAACAGUUUCCCCUUGAGAGCAUAAUUCCUCUGACAGCAAUAGUUGCGUGUAACUAAUGUAUAUCACUACUAUAUGCAACAAAUGUGGCAUGACAAUUUACCUAUUCAUAACAUGUCUGGAACCAUGUUUUAUAAUGAGCCUGCUCUUUUUAUAUUAGUCACUCUAUCACUUUGAUGACAUGACCUUAUCAAGAUACUUAUUUUUCCAAGUAAUUUCUGAUUACUGUAUCUUGUUUUGUUUCUGUGCUCCAGUUUACUCAUACUAUACACUCAUAUAUAUAUAUAUAUAUAUAUAUAUACAUACACAUUUGAAAUACUUGUACUUAAAGCAAGGGUAAUAUGUAUAACUUAGAUACUUUUGAGGAAAAAUAUAUGAACAUUAAUAAUAAAAGUAAGUUUUCUGAA